GUGGUGUUGCUCGUCACCAGAAAGCCGUCACUCCCUAUUUCUUCGUAAAUGUUUCGGAAAUCGCGCGAUAGAAAAUCGCAAACAAAAACGUGCAAAUGUAAAUAAAACCCCUUUUUAACCCCCCAACAACUUUAAUGUCUAGCAAAAUACUCAAUAUGAACGUGGUGGUCUUCCUCCUCAAUGUGUUGAUUGUGGUUGUGGUAAGUGGCGGACCGGCUUGGCGAGAGGUCCAAAGAGGCGGCGGUUUGAGGGUGGGCUCCGGAGCUGGCAAAAACUCCUCCUCGUCGAGGGGGAAUGGGAUUAGGGUCGGCGGCAGCACCAGAGGGGUGCGAAUCACCACGACGAUGAUGCCGGAAGGAGACCAAGUUAGUCAGCCGACUGCUACGGCCACUUCCAACCACCAGCACACCCCUCUCAAUGUGGGGAUGGUGCUGCCGUCCAAGUCCUUCGGGGUGAGGGAGUACACCAAAGCCGUCACUUCGGCCAAAUACAACUUGCAAAGGAAAUUGAGGCUUUUCAAGCACCACGACAUUAAAGUCCAUAUCGUGAUGAAAGAACUCACCCCGAGUCCAACAGCAAUUCUCAAGUCCCUCUGCAAGGAAUUCCUUUCGGUUAAUGUAUCAGCUAUUUUAUACUUAAUGAAUUACGAGAAAUACGGUCGAAGUACGGCAUCUGCCCAAUAUUUCCUUCAAUUAGCAGGCUACUUAGGGGUACCUGUCAUAGCAUGGAAUGCGGAUAAUUCAGGAUUGGAAAGGAGAGCAUCACAAUCCUCCCUGCAACUUCAAUUAGCCCCAUCGUUGGAACAUCAAACAGCUGCAAUGCUGAGCAUAUUAGAGAGAUAUAAGUGGCAUCAAUUUUCAGUAGUAACGAGUCCGAUUGCAGGACACGAUGAUUUCAUCCAAGCUGUGAGGGAACGAGUUUCAGCAAUGCAGGACCGUUUCAAGUUUACAAUCCUCAACGCAGUCCUCGUCUCACAUCAUCGUGAUUUGGCUGCACUUGUGGAUUCCGAAGCCCGAGUAAUGCUGCUUUAUUGCACGAAUCAAGAAGCAAUAGACAUCCUUACUGCCGCUAAGGAUUUUCACCUUACUGGAGAAAAUUAUGUUUGGGUUGUAACACAAAGCGUUAUAGCGAACCCACUUGAAGCACCAGGCCAAUUUCCAGUUGGCAUGUUAGGCGUACAUUUUGACACGUCGAGUUCUAGUCUGGUGAACGAGAUAACGACCGCAAUCAAGGUGUAUGCUUAUGGCGUGGAAGACUUCACAAACGAUCUGGCAAAUGCAGGACGGUCUCUUAAUACCCAGCUUUCGUGUGAAGGCGAAGGUGCAGCUCGAUGGAAUACCGGAGAUCGGUUUUUUCGAGUACUCCGCAAUGUAAGCGUUGAAGGUGAAGCCGGGAAACCCAAUCUGGAGUUUACUCAAGAUGGAGUGUUGAAAGCGGCCGAGUUGAAAAUAAUGAAUCUUAGGCCGGGAGUCAGCAAACAGCUCGUUUGGGAAGAGAUUGGAGUGUGGAAAUCCUGGCAGAAAGAAGGACUCGAUAUUAAAGACAUCGUGUGGCCUGGAAACAGUCACACACCACCACAAGGAGUUCCUGAAAAGUUUCAUCUAAAAAUCACUUUUUUGGAAGAACCACCCUAUAUAAGCCUAGCACCUCCUGAUCCAGUUACAGGAAAGUGUUCAAUGGAUAGAGGGGUGUUGUGCAGAGUGGCCAGCGACGCAGACAUCACCGAGGUCGACACGACACUGGCCCACCGCAAUGGUAGUUUCUAUCAAUGCUGUUCGGGAUUUUGCAUCGACCUUUUGCAAAAAUUCUCAGAAGAGUUGGGUUUCACCUACGAACUCGUCCGUGUUGAAGAUGGGAGAUGGGGAACGAACGAAAAUGGAAAGUGGAACGGUCUCAUUGCUGAUCUUGUUAAUCGAAAAACGGAUAUGGUUUUGACGUCGCUGAUGAUUAAUGCUGAGAGAGAAGCAGUAGUAGACUUCAGUGUUCCUUUUAUGGAAACAGGAAUUGCAAUUGUGGUGGCGAAACGAACUGGAAUUAUUUCUCCGACGGCAUUUUUGGAACCUUUUGACACGGCCUCUUGGAUGCUUGUGGGUGUUGUCGCAAUUCAAGCUGCCACUUUCACAAUUUUCCUUUUUGAAUGGCUGUCUCCGAGUGGAUUCAAUAUGAGACUGUCGUUUAAUCAGUCAACACCAUCAGCAUCACAUCGUUUUUCGUUAUUCCGCACUUACUGGCUGGUUUGGGCUGUCCUUUUUCAAGCGGCGGUUCAUGUUGAUUCUCCCAGGGGAUUCACAGCACGUUUUAUGACAAAUGUUUGGGCGAUGUUCGCCGUAGUCUUCCUCGCCAUAUACACUGCCAACCUCGCAGCCUUCAUGAUCACAAGAGAGGAGUUUUUUGAAUUCUCAGGUCUCGACGACCACCGCUUAUCGCGCCCAUACUCGCAAAAGCCCCUCAUCAAAUUCGGAACAAUUCCCUGGUCUCACACCGAUUCAACAAUAGCGAAAUAUUUCAAAGAUAUGCACGCAUAUAUGAGACAAUUCAACAAAUCCACAGUUCUCGAAGGAGUCGACGCCGUUUUAAGCGCCGAAAUGGACGCUUUCAUAUACGACGGCACUGUCUUAGACUAUCUUACGUCGCAAGACGAAGACUGUAGACUCCUCACUGUCGGUUCUUGGUAUGCAAUGACCGGCUAUGGCCUGGCCUUCCCCCGAAAUUCCAAGUACCUGAAAAUGUUCAACAAACGGCUGUUGGACUUUCGAGAAAACGGCGACCUUGAACGUCUGCGCCGCUACUGGAUGACCGGGGUCUGCAAGCCCGGGAAACAGGAGCACAAGAGCUCAGAUCCCUUAGCUUUAGAACAGUUUUUAUCAGCGUUCCUAUUGUUAAUGGCGGGCAUACUCCUCGCUGCGCUGCUGUUGUUUCUCGAACACUUGUACUUCAAAUACGUUCGAAAGCACCUCGCGAAGACCGACCGGGGGGGCUGUUGCGCCCUCAUCAGUCUCUCAAUGGGUAAAAGUCUGACAUUUCGUGGGGCCGUAUACGAGGCCCAAGACAUACUACGAAAUCACCGCUGUAGAGACCCCAUUUGCGACACUCAUCUCUGGAAAGUCAAAAGGGAGUUGGAUAUCUCCCAAAUGAGGUGUAAGCAGUUGGAGAAGGAGUUGGAAGCACACGGUAUAAAACCUCCACCUCCAUGCAAACGGCGUCAACGUAACACCACCUGUCUUUCGUCCUGUCUGGAUUCUUCGGAAUCACCUGAUGUAAUAGUUUCUGGAGAACAAGCCAGAUCUAGGUUAAGAAGCUUAAAUCCAGAUAAAAGUAGCAACUCUGAUUUAUUUGGUCAGAAGACAGAAAUAGCAGAAAUGGAAACAGUACUGUGAUCAAAUAAGAAAAUCGAGAACAACACCAACUAAUUGGAACCAUCAUCAUUGCCUGAAAAAGAACUCUUAUGAAUUGUGGUGCAUUGUUAAAUAGUAUCAGUGACUACCAAAACCCAAAACUUGGUGCCAAAUAAGCUCAUAAUUCGUCAAAUACAAAUAGGAUAGAUCGAAAUAUUUAUUCAUAUUGUAGAUAGUCAGUCGCAAAAUCGACCGUUAUGACGUUAAACUGACUGAAUGUUGUAUAGACUACAUUCUAUACGACUUUCUAUUAGUUUACAUUGUUGUUGCUAUAAUGUUGUUGCUGUUAUUGUUGAUGUUUUCACGCUAUAAAUUAUGUCAAUAUGUAUAGUAAUAAGGUCAUGAGAAAUUUCAAAAUUUUAUCACACACCGCCAAUAAACCCCAAUCCCGGAAAAUAAAACUCGAGAGUUUAGUUUUAAAAAAUUGACAAUGUUCACAAGACUGCCUUUGUUGUUGCAAAAUAAAUUUUUAACUCCUCGAGUGGUGAAAAUUUCUAAUGACCGUUCAUCCUGGUUUAUAUUUUUUAAAACACAAUUUUUGUAAUCCGAAAAAAAGAUUUGAUUAUGACACUGUUGGUAAAUGUCUUCAAUGUCCAUUUUUUUCACACUUCAAAAUUCAAUGUUCAGUGUAAUAUAACAAUAAUUUACGUUAGUGUCAAUCUUUUUUUCGAAGAAGCCACAAAAAUGUUUCUAUGAAACCAAAUGUAGAAUCUUCAUUACAAAAUGCUUUAAACCUCAGAAUCAAAUCCACAAUGGAGAUUCUACAUAACUGUUGAUAAAAAAACUAAUUGUGUACUAUUCUGUGUUGAUCAUUUUGUAUUAUUAAUAAACGAAUGUAAAUAAGAUUGCAAUAAAACCUAUAUUUAAACAAGUCAAUAAUAUAGAAGCAGUAUAAAUGUUAACUAUGUAAUCCGUAUAUAUUUCAGUAA
Tribolium madens (black flour beetle) is the source of this 4324-nucleotide messenger RNA. RefSeq names its product glutamate receptor ionotropic, NMDA 2B (gene Nmdar2). The transcript is spliced from 13 exons. Gene Ontology annotation, biological process: modulation of chemical synaptic transmission; monoatomic ion transport; synaptic transmission, glutamatergic. Lineage: Eukaryota; Metazoa; Arthropoda; Insecta; Coleoptera; Tenebrionidae. Gene Ontology annotation, cellular component: postsynaptic membrane; plasma membrane. Gene Ontology annotation, molecular function: NMDA glutamate receptor activity; transmitter-gated monoatomic ion channel activity involved in regulation of postsynaptic membrane potential. The coding region runs from base 135 to 3377 and encodes 1080 amino acids. The record is from RefSeq and is a predicted model, not a curated record.